Molecule: messenger RNA, 708 nt
Organism: Eremothecium sinecaudum
Lineage: Eukaryota; Fungi; Ascomycota; Saccharomycetes; Saccharomycetales; Saccharomycetaceae
Gene: DID4
Product: ESCRT-III subunit protein DID4
Exons: 2
Coding region: 1-708 (235 amino acids)
Biological process (GO): endosome transport via multivesicular body sorting pathway; protein transport; late endosome to vacuole transport
Cellular component (GO): ESCRT III complex; multivesicular body
Source: RefSeq, a predicted model, not a curated record
AUGAACUUAUUUGAGUGGGCUUUUUCAAAAAGCCUGACUCCUCAGGAAAGAGUGAAAAAGAACUUGACGGCUUUAGAAAGAACCCAAAGAGAGCUAGAAAGAGAAAAGCGUAAGCUAGAAGUCCAGGAAAAGAAGAUUAUCCAGGAUAUAAAAAAAUCCGCGAAGAAUGGACAAAUUGGAGCUGCUAGAAUUCAAGCUAAGGACUUGGUCAGGACCAAACGUUACAUAGAGAAAUUUGGAAUGAUGAAGAUACAGUUGCAAGUGAUAUCAUUGAGGAUCCAGGCUGUUAGAAGUAAUGACCAAAUGGCAACAUCUAUGCGAGAGGUGACGGGCUUGCUAGCCGGAAUGAAUAGAUCGAUGAACUUACCCCAACUACAGCGCAUAUCUAUGGAAUUCGAAAAACAGAGCGACAUGAUGGACCAAAGACAAGAAUUCAUGGAGGAAGCUAUAGAUGAAGUUAUGGGUGACGAAUUCAAUGAUAAUGCAGAAGCAGAUGAGAUAGUCAAUAGGGUUCUUGAUGAGAUUGGUGUGGAUCUCAGCGCCAAGCUCGAAAGUGCACCGCAAGGCAUUGUAAAGGAAACAUCUGCUAAUGAUACAAGAGUCGCAAUAUCGGAACAUGUGGGUAUCCAGGAAUCCCAGCGUGCCAGAACUAAUUCUAAUACAGACGACGAGUUGCAAGCCAGACUGAAUAGUUUAAAAAAGGUAUGA